Messenger RNA from Acanthosepion pharaonis, 675 nucleotides. NCBI's taxonomy places the organism in Eukaryota, Metazoa, Mollusca, Cephalopoda, Sepiida, Sepiidae. The record is from the annotation of a GenBank genome assembly.
AUGCAAGUGCUGAGUAAAGAGGUCAAAUCUUGUCUCUACCCACGCGGAAAUGAGCUUUCAUCUUUAUCUUGUUCGUCCAUCAAAAAACUAAUUUCCUUUCACAACUAUUUACAAUUAUCUAUCUAUCUAUCUAUCUAUCUAUCUAUCUAUCUAUCUAUCUCAGCCUAUUUGUCUGUACCUACCUACUUUAUCUAUCUAUCUAUCUAUCUAUCUAUCUAUCUAUCUAACAGGUGGAUUCAUACCUUUCACAAGUUCUUUCUUUCUUUCUUUUUCCUCUGUUCUUUCUUUCUUUCUUUCUUUCUUUCUUUCUUUGCCUUCGUUCGUCCUUUCUUUCUUUCUCCUCUGUUCUUUCUUUCUUUCUUUCUUUCUUUCUUUCUUUCUUUGCCUUCGUUCGUUCUUUCUUUCUUUCUCCUCUGUUCUUUCUUUCUUUCUUUCUUUCUUUCUUUCUUUCUUUCUUUCUUUCUUUCUUUUCUUUCUUUCUUUCUUUCUUUGCCUUCGUUCGUUCUUUCUUUCUUUCUCCUCUGUUCUUUCUUUCUUUCUUUCUUUCUUUCUUUCUUUCUUUCUUUCUUUCUUUUCUUUCUUUCUUUCUUUGUCGUCUUUCUUUCUUUCUUUUUUCUUUUCUUUCUUUCUUUCUUUCUUUCUUUCUUUCUUUGCAGAUCUGAUUAUCGUUUAUAA